Molecule: messenger RNA, 1975 nt
Organism: Rubroshorea leprosula
Lineage: Eukaryota; Viridiplantae; Streptophyta; Magnoliopsida; Malvales; Dipterocarpaceae
Source: the annotation of a GenBank genome assembly
CAACAACAGCAACAAUUAACAACAGCAAUAGCAAAUUCUCUUCUCCUUCUGAGUAAAAACCCAAAAAAAUAUACAGAAAGGAAAUUGAAAUGGGAGCGGUGUUGUGGAUUCUAUUGCUCUGCCUCUGGGCGGCAACAGGGGUUCAGGGUGAAGAUCCUUACCUUUUCUUUGAAUGGAACAUCACAUAUGGCACCGCAGCUCCCUUGGGUGUUCCCCAACAGGUUAUCCUCAUCAAUGGCCAGUUCCCUGGUCCCAACAUCAACUCCACCACCAACAACAACAUUGUCAUCAAUAUGUUCAACAAUCUUGAUGAGCCUUUUCUGAUCACAUGGAGUGGAAUUCAGCACAGGAAGAACUCCUGGCAAGAUGGAGUGGCUGGAACCAACUGUCCAAUUGCUCCUGGAACCAACUACACAUACCAUUUCCAGGUAAAGGAUCAGAUUGGUAGCUACAUCUAUUACCCAGCAUUGGGAAUGCAAAGGGGAGCUGGUGGUUUCGGUGGGCUGAGGGUGAACAGCCGUCUGCUCAUCCCUGUUCCCUACGCUGAUCCUGCCGAUGACUACACCGUUAUUCUUAAUGACUGGUGGACUAAGAGCCACAGCACCCUUAAGAAGAUCUUGGAUAGUGGCCGCUCAAUUGGCAGGCCUGCCGGUGUUCUGAUCAAUGGUAAGGUUGCAAAGGGUGACGGUAAGGAUGAGCCUCUGUUCACCAUGGAGCCUGGAAAGACUUACAAGUACAGGAUUUGCAAUACUGGGUUGAAAACAUCGCUCAACUUCAGGAUUCAGGGACACAAAAUGCUGCUUGUGGAAAUGGAAGGAUCCCACACCGUGCAGAACUCAUACGAGUCCCUUGACGUUCAUGUUAGCCAGUGCUAUGCUGUGCUGGUGACUGCUGAUCAAACCCCCAAGGACUAUUACAUGGUGGCCUCCACCAGAUUCCAGAGGAAGGAGAUGACUACCACUGGAAUCAUCCGUUACACCAACGGCAAGGGUCCUGCAUCCCCUGAGCUUCCUCCUGCUCCAGUUGGCUGGGCUUGGUCCCUCAAUCAGUUCCGCACCUUCCGCUGGAACCUGACUGCCAGCGCUGCCAGGCCUAACCCACAGGGGUCCUACCACUAUGGCGCCAUCAACAUCACCCGCACCAUCAAGCUCGCUAACUCAGCCUCCAAGGUCAACGGGAAGCUCCGAUAUGCCAUCAACGGUGUUUCCCAUGUUGACACACCCACCCCCCUCAAGCUCGCCGAGUACUUUCAGAUCCCCGAUAAGGUUUUCAAAUACAAUGUCAUCGGAGAUGAACCAUCAUCUUCAAACCAGGAAGUCAUCCGACAACCCAUUGUCCUGAACAUGACAUUCCGUACCUUUAUUGAGAUCAUCUUCGAGAACCACGAAACAGCCAUCCAGUCAUGGCACCUUGAUGGGUAUUCAUUCUUCGCUGUCGCCAUCGAGGCCGGAACCUGGACCCCUGAGAAGAGGAAGAACUACAAUCUCCUUGACGCAGUGAGCAGGCACACCAUACAGGUCUUCCCCAAAUCCUGGGCCGCCAUCCUCCUGACCUUCGACAACGCCGGAAUGUGGAACAUCCGUUCUGAAAUCUGGGAAAGGCACUACCUUGGCCAGCAACUCUACGCUAGCGUGAUCUCCCCUGCACGUUCCCUCAGGGACGAGUACAACAUCCCCGAUUAUGCUCUUCUCUGCGGCGACGUAGUGAACCUCCCCAAGCCUCCACCAUACACCAUCUAAACACCCACCAUUCAAUCUUUUGCCGUGGCUCACACAGAUAAUAGAACGUAGCGGGUGUGUGAGAGACGUAUUUGAGGUGGUUUUGAGAGACAAACUCUAUGGGUUAAGGUUUAUGUGAUGGUUUUUUUCCACAGUUAUUGUGUUUCUUUGCCCUCCGUUGCAAAGUGAUUUAACUUUUAUGAAUUUGUAAUUUUUUAUUACAUUUUAUUUAUAUUUAAAAAAAAAAUCAUUCUGCA